Notolabrus celidotus (New Zealand spotty) is the source of this 1230-nucleotide messenger RNA. RefSeq names its product gap junction beta-2 protein-like. Gene Ontology annotation, biological process: cell communication. The record is from RefSeq and is a predicted model, not a curated record. NCBI's taxonomy places the organism in Eukaryota, Metazoa, Chordata, Actinopteri, Labriformes, Labridae. Gene Ontology annotation, cellular component: connexin complex.
GGAAGCUUGACACUGGAGGCGCAUCUUUUCCUUCACUCAAAGGAGGUAGGAGCUGCAGCCGGAAAGGACCAUGUGGAAUAUUUUCCUGCAAACAACCUGACUCUCAAGACACGAGGAUGUCUUGGCCCGCUCUGUACACGCAGUUAGUCGGGGCUAACCGUCACUCCACCAGCUUGGGUAAAAUCUGGCUCUCGGUGCUCUUUAUUUUCCGGGUCAUGGUGCUGGUUGUUGCUGCUGAGAGCGUCUGGGGGGACGAGCAGUCUGACUUCACCUGUAACACACUACAGCCUGGUUGUGAAAACGUCUGCUACGACCAGUUCUUCCCCGUCUCCCACAUCCGUCUGUGGUGUCUUCAGCUGCUCUUCGUCUCCACACCGACGCUCUUGGUUGCGAUGUACGUGGCCUACAGGAACCAUAAAGACAAGAAGAGGCUGCUACAGGGCUCUGCCAGAGCUGGAUUUCUUGGUAACAAAAGCCAGGAGGAUGAGUUAGAGACUCUGAAGAGGCGACGACUCCCAAUAGCUGGCGCCCUCUGGUGGACAUAUGCCUUCAGCCUCGUCUUCAGGCUUCUAUUUGAAGGAGGCUUUAUGUACGCCUUGUACGUCGUAUAUGAUGGUUUCCACAUGCCGAGGCUGGUGCAGUGUGACCAGUGGCCGUGUCCUAACCUGGUGGACUGUUUCAUCUCCCGUCCCACUGAGAAAACCAUCUUCACCGUCUUCAUGGCCACCGCCUCCUCCAUCUGCAUGGUCCUAAACAUGGCCGAGCUGGCCUAUAUAGUUGCCAAAGCUGUCACUAGGCGUCUGAGUGCUCAGAAAAGGAGGAAAUCUGCAGGAAAUCCAGCCGAGAGAAGACGCAGAACAAGACAAACCAGAAGUUACUCGUAUCAACCUGACAGAGCAGCAACAAGAUGGAUGUUAAAGACAGACUUUGGGGAGACUUGAAAACACUUUAAAGCUGCAUAUUUACAAGUGGUUCACAUGUGAAUAUAAAUGUGUAAAUACAACUGAGCAUUUUCUGUGAUACCUGCUGGAAGGGGUGGAGAGGAUGGAAUCAGUGUCAACAACUUAAAACUGUAUUAUAUUCUAAUAUAGCAGAAAUGUGUCAAUGAUAAAUGAUAAGAAAAUAGCAUAAGAAAGGGAAAGAAAUGUUAACUAGCAGCUAUUCAAAUACAUUCAAGUUAAUGGAUUCACUGGAUUUAACUCCAUCAAUAAAGACUCAUCUUAUGCUUCA